Hirsutella rhossiliensis is the source of this 720-nucleotide messenger RNA. Its product is annotated as ankyrin repeats (3 copies) domain-containing protein. Bases 1 to 720 code for a protein of 239 amino acids. The record is from RefSeq and is a predicted model, not a curated record. Gene Ontology annotation, molecular function: protein binding. The transcript is spliced from 8 exons. Lineage: Eukaryota; Fungi; Ascomycota; Sordariomycetes; Hypocreales; Ophiocordycipitaceae.
AUGGACGAGGAACAGGAUCGUUUCCCGCUGCAUACCGCCGCUCGCGGAGGCCGAGUGGCCAGGGCCGAGGGACUAUUGGAGAGCGACCCGAAGCUAUCGAAGCGCAAAGAUGACGACGGCCGCUACCCGAUUCACUGGGCCGCCUCAUCCAACUGCUACGACAUUGUCGUCCUGCUCGCCAACCAGCCCGGCUUUGAGCCUGACGUCCAGGAUGAGAGUGGCUGGACGCCUCUCAUGAUCUCGGCUAGCGUCUCGGACAGCGAGCGUGUCCUCAAGGUACUCUUGCAAAAAGGCGCCGACGUCAACGAGAGAAACAGCAGCGGCCAGACUGCUCUUCACUUUGUGGCCUCGAAGAAGAACAUGGACGUUGCCCGCCUCCUCCUCGUCGACUCCAAGCCCCCGGCCUCGACCCGGGUCCGCGACCGCCGCGGUCAAUAUCCCAUCCACCGCGCCGCGGCCGUUGGCUCCGCUCCCAUGGUCAGCCUGCUGCUCAAGAACCGCAGCCCGCUCAACCCGGCCGACACCGAGGGUUACACGCCCCUGCACCACGCAAUCGCAGAGGGCCACGGAGAUGUUGCAGUCAUGCUGCUCAAGGAGGGUGCAGACCAUACCCUCAAGACCAGCGAGGGUGAGCUGGCGCUCGACCUGGCACCAGACAAAGAGGUACGCGGCUAUAUCAUGCAGGGAGCCGAGAGAGAAGGCAUCGACCUGUCCCUUUGA